CAUUCUCGUUUGUAAUGUGUUCAACAGGCCUUCUGGCAGACAUCAUUUCAGUAAGAUCAAGGACAGAAUUCAAACGUCUAAAGCAGUGUUUGUUCAUUCCCAUUACGGUUCUGUUAUUUCAUGACAGUGUUGUUAAUCUGCAGGUGGUGAUGCAUUAUGGUAUGGAAACAUUACUGGCCUUCUUGUUGCCAUACAGCAUGAUCAUAGGCAGUUACGUGUGCAUCCUGUGCAGAAUCCGCAAGACACGCUUUCGCAGAUGCAUUCGCAGCGAGAAACUCAUUCUGGUGAUCAUCAUCACCUUCGGACUCUUCUGGCUGCCGUACCACAUCAUAAACGUGGCACAGGUGGCUCAAGCUUUACAUGCAAAAAAUUUUACAGUUGAAAAUGUCUCAGAUCCGCGAGUGGUUACUUCUACCGUGGCCUUUGUCAGCAGCUGCAUAAACCCCGUCCUCUACACCUUCGCCGGUAAGUCGUUCAUCCGGCGCGAUGGCCUGGCCUUCAUGGCGCGGCUGUUCGAGGGAACGGUGCUGAAAACAACGCGGAGGGUCCAGUACAGCAACCAGAACAGCCGUGACCGAGAGAAGGAGACUGACGAGGGAGAGAGUCUCAAAGAUAAAGACACUGACUCCUCCACUACUGCUAACUCCAGCUCGGUUAUUAAAGUUGUGCCGCAGAAAAAUGGUAAGUGAGCAUCUGGCUGUGGCUUGUGAUGGGACACUCAAUCUGCAGUGGGAUGUGGAUUUUUAAAGGUACUGCACGGUGGGUGAAUCCGGAUCACUUGUGCUUUUCUUUUAACAGAUGGAGGUUAUUCCAAGUUUGUAUUAUAAAAUAAAGACUGUGUACCAACCCUCCCCAAAAAAGAAAAAAAAAAAAAAAGAAAGAGGAGACCAAUGCCUAAGCCAAACCAUCACCAGACUGAGGACUGAGAUAAUCUAUGUUUUUAACUUCGACUGAAGGGCUAAACAAGGAGCAGGUUCUAACUGUUAAAAACAUGACAGCUGUAUCCAGUGCUUUACAAUAACCAUUUCAUGUCAUUGUCCAGCAGGUGUAAUCACGCAACUAAGACAGGUGAUCCAUUCUGGCCUGCGUUUCCAAAAAGCAUCGUUAGCCUGAGUUGAUGGUAGAACCAUUGUGACAGGGUUCUCCUCUGAACACAUGGCAGGCUUUUUUUUUUUUUGUGUGUGUUUGCCAUGCACUCCUCUUGUCCUGCCUCCUUGUUUCCCAUUACCACACCCCCUUGUUUAGUGCUUGAGUCCUCUUUUUUUUUGUCUUUGAGUGUUGUCACCAGUGGCCCGUUUCAGAAAAGAGGUUAAGUGAAAACUCUGAGUAUGUUAACCCUGAAAUGAGAGAAACACUAGUUUCCUGUUUAGGAAUGGGAGGUUUGUCGAACCUGAGAAUGCAGGGUAAGUCAAGCCCAUUUCUGAAAGAGAGGUAACUUAUACUCAGAGUCAGUUACCGUAGUAACUUACUACUAUGAACCUAACCUGGUCAGGAGAAGGUUUCUUUUCGGUAACCCAGAGUUUCUUUCCGGUCUCGUCCACCUUU
Carassius auratus (goldfish) is the source of this 1545-nucleotide messenger RNA. Its product is annotated as leukotriene B4 receptor 1-like. Bases 15 to 689 code for a protein of 224 amino acids. The record is from RefSeq and is a predicted model, not a curated record. Gene Ontology annotation, cellular component: plasma membrane. Gene Ontology annotation, molecular function: G protein-coupled receptor activity; complement receptor activity. Gene Ontology annotation, biological process: positive regulation of cytosolic calcium ion concentration; complement receptor mediated signaling pathway; phospholipase C-activating G protein-coupled receptor signaling pathway. The transcript has 3 exons. Lineage: Eukaryota; Metazoa; Chordata; Actinopteri; Cypriniformes; Cyprinidae.